CUGUAUGGCGUGUACGCACGGGAGUGUGCGCGCAUCUAUAAUCUCGUUAAUAACGAAUUACGAAACUACGAAACCCAGUGCGGCGCACUUGUCAGAAAUGAUUGGCUUCUUUAAAAUUUAAUUAAGUCUAACAGGAUAAUAAAGGGGCCGCGCCGACGACCGGCACCAGCGCCAAGCAGCACCGGCACCGGCACCAAGCAGCAGCAGCAGGCCAUCGCGUGCGUGCCCGUAUGUGUGUGUGCGUGCGUGCGUGCGCGUAAAAAAGGGAAAAAGAGCGAAAAAAAACACGACAACACACGCCACACACACAAGUCAGAACAACGACAACGGUCGACGGACGGAGAGCGGUCUGACUAGUGACUAUAGUUGUCGUCGGUCGGGGUACUCGGUACGAGUACUUACACUGUACACAGUGCACAACGGCCGUUCGCGUCGCGCCGUUUUUCUGUCACCAGUGUUUGAGUUCGUGUCGUCGAAACGUUAACGUACAACAUCGUUCGGCCUACCGGUGCGGUGGUGGCGUUCAGUAGCCCCCCGUGUGCUCGGUACGAGUGUGGUAUAUAGUUGUUGUUGUUAUUGUUGCUCGUACACGGCGGUGGUGUAGAUUAAAAUUUCCGGUCGACCGUUUCACAUCAGCUGCUGCACACGAGCCGCCGGAUCGUGUAUACACACACGCACGCAUAUAAUAUAUUCGCCACACCACCGCCGCAGCGUCUUCUUCACUCGCUCACGCGCUCUCUCACUCUCGCUCUAGCGCGCGCACACUGCUGCUGCCGCCGCCGCCGCCGCCGCCGUCACCACACCCAGCCGCGCGCCGGCGAGACGACCGCCCCAGCCGAGUGCGAGAUAUCGCCGUACCCACACACACUCACACACACAUACUCGUACACACUCACAUAUUAUACACGUCGUCGUACAAUAUUAUAAUAAAAUAAUACUCGCACACGUAUAAUAUCUGUGGACGAGUGAUGUAGAUGAUAAUAUAAUUUUGUGCUGAACGAAACGCUCGAAAAAUCGCAUUGGCAUUUUUUCCUCUCGUUUAGCAGCCCUCCCGCGGUAAGUGUGUGCGUGCGCGCUUGUGUCGUUUUUCACUCGUGUGUGCGGCCGUCGCCCAUCGACGGAUAGCGAUUUCGUGUGCGAGUGUGUGUGUGUGCGCGCGUGUGUGUGCGAGCCGCGUUCGUUUCGUUUUUUUGUGCGACCGAUUGCUAGCCGCCGGAUACCCACGGACACCCACUGGCCCGACGACUGCCUGACCCACCCCGGAUUCGCACCACCACGCCGGCUCUACUACCGGCACCACCAGAGAUGUGUUGUACAUGGACGAUGGCGUGCCGCCGGUUGUCACCGCCGUCCUAGGAGGGUGACGGACGGCCAGAGUCGUGGUGUUGGACGACGACACACACACCCACCCACACGCACGGUGCGUUUUUGGUGAGGCACGGCGCGCUGCGGGUCACUGUGGAGUGGCACGAGGUGUCUGCUGCUGCUGGCCGCGUUGGUGGUGGUGGUGGUGCUGAGUACGGCGGGUGGACAGCGCAGCAGGUAAUAACGGACGCGCCGCGGCAGCCCACUGUCCUCCGUCGUUGUGGUGGACCGGGCCGCAAGGUGCUGCUACUGUCACCGCUGAAAUGGCGUGUUGCCUAUCUGAAGAGGCCAAGGAACAGAAGCGCAUCAACCAGGAGAUCGAACGACAGCUGCGGCGUGACAAGAGGGACGCCCGGCGAGAGCUCAAACUCCUGUUGCUCGGUACUGGUGAAUCGGGGAAAUCCACAUUUAUCAAACAAAUGCGGAUUAUCCAUGGUUCUGGUUACUCCGACGAAGACAAAAGAGGGUUCAUCAAACUAGUAUACCAAAAUAUAUUCAUGGCCAUGCAGAGUAUGAUCAGGGCCAUGGACAUGCUCAAAAUACAUUACUCUGAUCCAUCAUGUUCUGAACGUGCGGAGCUCAUUAAAAGUGUAGAUUUUGAAACAGUCACGACAUUUGAAAGUCCAUACGUCGAAGCGAUCAAAGCACUCUGGGGAGACUCUGGCAUUCAAGAAUGUUAUGAUCGCAGGCGCGAAUACCAGCUCACAGAUUCUGCUAAAUAUUAUUUAAUGGAAAUAGACAGAGUGGCCAGUCCAAAUUAUCUGCCCACAGAACAAGACAUACUUAGAGUAAGGGUACCCACGACGGGCAUUAUCGAAUACCCGUUCGAUCUAGAAGAAAUUCGGUUUAGUUACUUAAGCGACUUACCAAGAAUCGAGGCCCCUGAUUAUUUACCUACCGAACAGGACAUUCUACGUGCUAGGGCUCCAACUACAGGCAUUAUCGAGUACCCUUUCGAUCUUGAUGGUAUUGUCUUCAGGAUGGUCGAUGUUGGAGGCCAGAGAUCAGAAAGACGAAAAUGGAUCCAUUGUUUUGAGAAUGUAACAUCCAUCAUAUUCUUGGUGGCACUUAGUGAAUAUGAUCAGAUUCUUUUUGAGUCCGAAAAUGAAAAUAGGAUGGAAGAAUCCAAAGCAUUAUUUAAAACUAUCAUAACAUAUCCUUGGUUCCAACACUCAUCAGUAAUAUUGUUUUUGAACAAAAAGGAUCUUCUCGAAGAGAAAAUCAUGUAUUCUCAUCUGGUAGACUACUUCCCAGACUUUGAGGGUCCUCAAAGGGACGCCAUAAGUGCACGAGAGUUUAUACUAAGGAUGUUUGUGGAUUUGAAUCCUGAUAGUGAGAAAAUAAUUUAUUCACAUUUCACAUGUGCCACAGAUACCGAAAACAUUAGAUUUGUCUUUGCGGCAGUGAAAGACACCAUACUACAAUCCAAUCUCAAAGAAUACAACCUUGUGUAAUGUUGCACAAAUAAUGCGAAACCCCAUAUGUUAAUAUUUUUUACUAUUAUAAUGUUAAAAUAACAAUACGAUUAGUAUAAAUCCUAAUUAUAUAUAAAAACAAACAACAAAAAAGUAAAAAAAAAAAAAAACCGAGAAAAUGUAUCCUAUGUUUUUUGUACAAUAUUUUUAACAGAGUACGUUUUCUCUCACAUUUUUAUCUCCAUGAGUGUCAGUUUGUUAAUGUUGGUGUCGUGUGUGAGUCGGUGUAAAUCCGUCAUGAUUUCGAUAACAUAACAUAUAAAGGGUAACUUAAAUUUUUUUUUAAUACAAAUUUUUUACUCAUGUAAAAAUUAAUUGAAAGAAAAUUAUGAUUAAUACUUUUUAUAAGAGCGCAUUUUUUUUAAUUUAAUUUUUUAUUUAAAAAAAAUAUAUGGUUAAUCUCCUAUAUGUUCAUUGCAUUUAACCCUUAUGUUAUAAUAAUUAUACAAACUAUAUAAUAUUUAAAUAUUAAAAAAAAAUGUCAAUAUGAAAUACGUGUACAUAAAUCUAAUGAGAUUAAGAAAUUAUUAAUAUCAGAAUAUAAAUGUUUAAGUGUAAGUAAAAACAAAACAAUUCAACAAAAAAUUAACAAAUUAUUUCCAAACCCCCCCCCCCCCCCCCCCAUUUACCCAAUUAUACAUAAUUGUUUUCUUAAAUGAAAAAUUAUUUUUAUUUUAUUAACAUCAUGAGGUGGAGGUUUUACUUGUGCAAUUUUAAUAAUUUAUUAAACCCUUAAAAAGUGUGUAAGGGUAGUUCUAGUCAGUCUCGUUUAAAAACUAAAACAUACAUUUUAAGCAAAAUAUUGUGAAAUUUUCUGAGUUACCUGUGUAAAUUUUAUUGAUUAAAAAAAUUGUAAUUUUUGGUAUUUAUAUUGAUAAUCUAUGGGAAACAUCUCAACAUUGUGCUCACCCCAUUUUCGCUCUGUAUUUUAUUUAAAUUUUAAGACACUCGUUUUACUUGUUGUUAUUAUUAUUAUUAUUAUUAUUAUUAUUAUUAUUAUUAUUAUUAUUAUUAUUUAAUAUUUAUACAUAUAAUUAUGUUUUUGUUUGUGUGUGUGUGUGAAUGUGUGAGUGAAUAUAUUAUGCUUAGAAGUCGAGAGGAUUAACCUCGACAAUCAAAACAUAUUAUACUAUCAACAAAUGGCGCUAAUUUUUUCUUAUUUUUUAAUAAUUGUUAACAUAUUAUUUUCAAAAAAUUAACAAGACCCUCCCCAAAAAUAAAAAUUAUAUCAAAAUCAAAUUAUUGUAGUAGUAGUAGUAGGAGUUGACCUUAAUAACAGUAAUGAUUAAUAAUAUAACUAUUUUGUAUUGUCUUGUACGACAGAUACACACACACGCACAGACAAUGUGUAUACAUACACCUCAAACGCUUUUCUGGGCCGUAUACUAGUAAAUUAUCGACGUUUAGAUCAGCGCUCUUCUACUUUACUAUUUGUUUGCGUAAGGCUGACCACUUCAGAAUUACAACAAAACAUGAGUAUCUAGUUAAUAGUGAUAUAAUACCCACCUAUUUCUACUUCUUCUGCUACUACUACACCUCUGCUAUUUUCAUUACACAGACCAAAAACAGUGUUCUUAAUCAGUAUCUCAUCUUUCAUAUUUUUUUUUUCGGAAGUAAUUUAGUGAGAAUUUUCAAAUGUAUCAUCGGACUGACCUCGUAAUAAAUAUAUAUAAUAUACGUCUAAUAAUAAUGUUAAUAUAAUUAAUUUUUCUGGGGUGAUCACAUCAACUCGACCACCUGGUGUAUUUAAAAUUUAAUGUAUUUUUUUUUCCUUUUUCCAUUGUAUAAAUAUUGUUUUAUACUAUUGCAAGCCAUUAUUUUCAAUACUUUUAUAAUAUGAUAUGGUAAUAAGAGAUCAUAAUAUAUAAAAACGACUAUUGUCGCACGUAAAUAUGUUAUGUAUUUUAUUUUAUUUUAUUUUUGUUUUUUAUCAACAGUCAAACACAAAUAAAAUAUAAUAUACAUAUUAUUAUAUGGAUAAUUGACGUUUAAUGUUUUGUAAAACACAUUUUAUUAUUUAUAUUCUGAUAUUAAAUUUUUUGUUUUAUUAAAUUAUGUUAUAUUUUUUCCGUUUUUUUUUUUUUUUAUCAAAGAAGAAAUGCUGCCGGUUUUUUUCAUUAUUAUUAUUUUUUUUUUUUGUUAUAUUUUCUUAUCGGUCAUCCGAUAAAACUAGUGCAAUUUCACUUUAAAAUUAUAUGCAAACAUAAUUAUUAAAAAGUACUUAGUCAAAGUGUUACCUGUUAGUUUACAGUACUAACGAAAAUAUGUAUGUACAUAAUAUAUACAUCUAUCAUAUAUGUAUAUGUAUAAAAAAAUUAUUUAUAUAUACAUAAAUGUUCAUGUAUAAAAAAUUGUUUUAAUAACAAUCAAAUGUUGGAUAAAAAAUAUUCCUUGAGUUCAUUAUUUUGAUACACAUGUAUAUAGUUUUUUUUCUGUGUGAUGUCUAAUGUGAAUUUUUUUUCAAAAAGAAAAUAUACAAUUAUAUCGCUUUUUAAA
This is a messenger RNA of Metopolophium dirhodum (rose-grain aphid), 5336 nucleotides long. RefSeq names its product guanine nucleotide-binding protein G(q) subunit alpha (gene Galphaq). Gene Ontology annotation, biological process: adenylate cyclase-modulating G protein-coupled receptor signaling pathway; phospholipase C-activating dopamine receptor signaling pathway. The coding region runs from base 1629 to 2819 and encodes 396 amino acids. Gene Ontology annotation, molecular function: G-protein beta/gamma-subunit complex binding; GTPase activity; G protein-coupled receptor binding. Gene Ontology annotation, cellular component: heterotrimeric G-protein complex. The record is from RefSeq and is a predicted model, not a curated record. The transcript has 9 exons. Lineage: Eukaryota; Metazoa; Arthropoda; Insecta; Hemiptera; Aphididae.